Molecule: messenger RNA, 1349 nt
Organism: Trichobilharzia regenti
Lineage: Eukaryota; Metazoa; Platyhelminthes; Trematoda; Strigeidida; Schistosomatidae
Source: the annotation of a GenBank genome assembly
CUUCAAGGUUAUAUCUGCGACUCUGAUUUGGUUUGCCACAUGGGUACAUUGACUAUAUCUUGUGGGACGUACGACGGUAGUGUAUUUGCACUCCAGUAUGACUUUCAAACACUUAAUAUAGCUGGACCAAAACAAUUAAAGCCUGUGUUUGUGGAUCCAGCAGCCCAUAAUUCUGCAGUUACUAGUGUCGCCACUAAAGACAGUUUGGUUCUGUCUGGUAGUAGUGAUGAAAUCAUUCAAAUAUUCUCGUUACAAUCCAAAACUCGUCUCGGUGCUCUGGAAAUGCAUGUGGGCACAAUAAGGCAGCUAAAAUUCAUCACCGAGCCACAAAAUUCAACCUAUUGCCAUCUAUUCAGUGCUAGCGAUGAUGGUUGCAUUGCUAUUUGGCGGUGUGAAAAUCCCGAUGGAAAACUGACCAAAUGCAAAACUCCUUCAUCCUGGGAAUGUAUCCGUCAAAUUCGACGUCAUAAAGGACCAGUCCAUAGCAUAGCAAUCCACCCUUCCAAUCGUUGUCUUUUCUCUAUCAGUGAAGAUAAAACGUUUCGUGUGUGGAAUCUUCUUCGUGGUCGACAAGCUUACGCUAUUCGACUGAAGAAUUUGGCAGAUGGAGCACGAAGUUUGUCAGUAUCACCUACUGGGAGUCGCCUUCUCCUGGUUUGGCCUGAUAAAUUCGAUAUGAUUAACCUUACUGGUGAAAUUCCUGCUGAUACUGAUUGUAAUAGUAGUAAAAGUGAAGUUUUUAGUUAUGGCAGUGUCCAAUUCCCUAAUCCAACUACCUCAGAGCCUGUUUUCUUCAGCGAGGAUGAUGAUGAUGAAGUGACACAGAAUCAAGCAGCAUUGUCAGAUCCCCUAUUUGCCUAUGUUCUGGUUGGAGUCGAUGCAUCCCUUGCUCUCUUUAAAUUCAGUAUUGGCGGCCAAAACUCGUCGGACCGAGGAAAACCCUCACUGACAAGUAAAGUCGUUUUACCAGGCAAGCGUAUUAAAUUCCUUCAAGUCGUGAAUUGGCCAUCCGUUUUAGUGGCGAAUGAAACCAUCUGUCAAGGACGUAGUCGAUUGUUAGUAGCAGUCACCACUGAAGCCGAUUGUAGUCAUAUACGAGGUUAUAUUGUGAAUCUAAACGAGACAGAUGUUCUUGAACCAGGUAAAUCAUUUAUCCCCCUGUUUACAUAUGAUGUAUGGAAUGCUCGAAUUACUGCUUUAUCCGCUGCAUGGAGUCCUCAAAAUAGCUACGUGAACUUGCCGUUAUCUGAACAUUCCAAUGACGCUGUGGCUGAAAAUUUCACUUUUUAAUUUAAUUGUACACCUCACAUCUAUAAAUUGAUUAUGUAAAUAUAUAGUCCUCUCUAUUA